Molecule: messenger RNA, 1923 nt
Organism: Dunckerocampus dactyliophorus (ringed pipefish)
Lineage: Eukaryota; Metazoa; Chordata; Actinopteri; Syngnathiformes; Syngnathidae
Product: putative Dol-P-Glc:Glc(2)Man(9)GlcNAc(2)-PP-Dol alpha-1,2-glucosyltransferase
Exons: 3
Coding region: 192-1616 (474 amino acids)
Biological process (GO): protein N-linked glycosylation; dolichol-linked oligosaccharide biosynthetic process
Cellular component (GO): endoplasmic reticulum
Molecular function (GO): dolichyl pyrophosphate Glc2Man9GlcNAc2 alpha-1,2-glucosyltransferase activity
Source: RefSeq, a predicted model, not a curated record
AUCGACCCUAUUUUCAAAGCGGACCACGAGCUGUCAACAAUAAAAGCUUCCGCUUAUUGCCACUAUCUAAACAAUAUCCGCUAAUUUAGAGUUUUAAGUAGUAUUCUGUCGUGCAUCCCGUAGUUAUGCGGGUUGAACAACAUUUUCACAGUUAGUUUCCGGUAACGUUGACUUUUAUUUGCGUGCCGACAAUGACAAUGGAUAAAUUCGAAGGUUACAUAUUCACUGCUCUGUGCAGCACCAACUUUCUGGUAUCCUGCCUGCUGUUCUCCAAAGUCACCCGGGAGCAAAGAGAGCCGUACAUGGAUGAGAUUUUUCAUGUCCCCCAAGCUCAAAAGUACUGCCAUGGGAGAUUCAGCGAGUGGGACCCGAUGAUCACCACCCUGCCGGGACUCUACCUGGUCUCCGUGGGCAUCAUCAAACCCGUGGUGCGUCUCGUGGACCUUACAGGUGACGUGGUGUGUUCUACGGCCAUGCUGCGCUUCAUCAACCUCCUCUUCAACGGUGGCAUCCUUUACCUGCUCUACCGGCUCAUCUGCAGACUACACCCGAGGGAGAAGACGCAAACAGCCGCUCGCCGCAUCCUCUCGGCGUUGUCGCUCUCCACCUUCCCUGUGCUCUACUUCUUCAACUUCCUGUACUACACGGACGCCGGCUCUACUUUCUUUAUCCUCUUCACCUACCUCAUGACGCUGCACGGCUGCCACAAGGCCGCGGCGCUCCUUGGAGUCGGCGCGGUCGUCUUCCGCCAGACCAACAUCAUCUGGGUGGCGUUCUGCGCGGGCACUCUGGUGGCCGCCCAGAUGGAUGACGCCUGGAGGGUCGCACACGCCAAGAAGACAGAUGACAAGUCGUUUCAGGUCCCCCUCUCUUGGAGUGGAGCUAAACGAGUCAUGCUUUUCACUCUGGACUUCCUCACCUCCAGAAGUCAAGUGAAGGCAGUGCUGUUGGUUGCGUGGCCCUACGUGCUGGUGGGCGUGGCCUUCCUCUGCUUCGUAUGGCUGAAUGAUGGGAUUGUAGUGGGUGACCGCACGAGCCACGAAGCCUGCCUCAACGUCCCUCAGCUCUUCUACUUCCUGGCCUUCUCACUCUUCUUCUCCCUGCCCGUGUCGCUGUGUUACCACCGCGUGCUUCGCUUCCUGCAGGCGCUGAAAAGGCAGCCGCUUCUGUUCCUCAUCGGCGCAGUCAUCUGCUUGCUCCUGGUGUGGAAGUUCACCGUCGUGCACAAGUACCUUCUGGCAGACAACCGUCACUUCACCUUCUACGUGUGGAAAAGGCUCUUCCAGAAGCACGAGCUGGUGCGCUUCCUCCUCAUCCCCGCCUAUGUGUUCGCCGGAUGGAACUUCCUGGAUUCGCUUAAGUCACGCUCGCUCUUCUGGAGCUUGGCGUUCCUGGCGUGCCUCCUGGCCGCCACCGUCCCACAGAAGCUCCUGGAGUUCCGCUACUUCAUCGUCCCAUACCUGAUGUACCGUCUGCACAUGCCCGUCCCGUCCCUACGUAGACUGGUGCUGGAGUUCCUCCUGUAUACGUCCGUCAACGCCGCCACCAUCUACAUCUUCAUCACCAAGACGUUCCACUGGCCGGGCAGCGGCGCCACACAGAGGUUCAUGUGGUGAACGGAGCCAUGAAUAUCAGGAAAAAGAGGACAUUGUAUAAUUAGACGUCAGAGACCAAAUGUGAAGCAACUUUUUUACUAAAUGUCAAUUUAUACUGUAAUUAUACAGUACAAUUACUGUAAAAAAGACUUUUUUUUUUCCUGACUUCAAAUGUGUUGGAUGCGCUCAUGGUUGUUUUUAUCCGCUGUGUUUGUGUUCAAGUGCAUUGUCCUCUAUGGAAAUGUGUCUGGGUCCUUUUUCUGCAUCAAUUUCUCCUUGUCUUUGUCGUAUAUGUCCAGCUAUAUGCUGCCUAAACAUUGCUGUCAUC